AUGUACAGAAUAUACAUCAAUACUGAGGAAUCCAAUGAAAACACUUCAUCUGAGGUCACAUCACCAGACAGUUCCCAAUCCGAUAAUAAUCUUCAAGUGUCAUCUAAUAGCAUAGACUCGACAGAUAAUACCAGUUCACUAGAUACAAGUCAAUCAUAUAAUACGGAAACUAGUCUUGAUAUUCCGGACACUUUUGAGGACUUGGACCUCAUUCUUGAUUUAGACUUCAAUGUCGAAGAAAUUGAUUUACAAGCGAAUGAAAUCGAGACUAUUAUUAAUGGGGAUGUUAUACAACAUGGUAACAGCACUGCAAACAAUACCAUUGAUGUCUUCACUGACUUUGACGACGACAUAUCAGAGCUGGUCUACCAAAAAGCCAUCGAACACGAGUUCACAGUCAUACCCAUCUCCCGGCCCACCACUGACCACACCUACGUUUUCAACGAAUUAGAGGGCUUUAAACUGACGGAGCUUUUCGGUGCCACAGAGAUCUUCAGCGAAACUCUUUCGGUAGUGUCGGUGACAUCGAUGGCCAGGGAUUACGCGGAUUUGGUUCGUGUGCUGUGUUAUAAAAUCGAUGAACAGGUGAUGCGAGCCAUACGGAUGUCCAAGAAGCUGCAGACAUUUAAUAAUAUCUGCGAAACCGAUCGGAUCUCACUUCUGAAACAGGGGUCACUCGAGCUAUACCUCAUCCGAUCCGUUCCCUACUAUGACAGCGUCGAAGAUCACUGGACCUAUAAUAUGGGAAACAAUACGUCUGUUAUAUUAAGUUUGGAGUUAAUGCGAGUGUUUCCGCGAAAUAUUUACUCGUUUUAUAAGAAAUUCUUACACAAUAUAUGUCGGGAAUGGGAGUCCGAUCUACUAGUCCUCGAUUUGUUAACAGCAAUCGUAUUGUUCAAUCCGGAUCGUCCUAAACUGAUCGACAAGGAUUUGGUUAAACUCCAUCAACACAUUUAUAUGCAUUUACUUCGACGAUAUCUACUCGUGAGGUAUCGCUCGCACCCGGAAUCCAACGUCAAGUUCUUAAGACUUUUGAAUUGUUUGAUUCAUUUGACUGUUUUGGGUGAUGUAUACCGACUGAACUGUGCCGAUAAGGACCCGGACACUAUUCCUCCAAGUCGUAAUAUGCCGGACCCUAGGGCUGAGAAAAAGUGUCUGAUUUGUGGCGACAAAGCCAUUGGUAAUAAUUUCGACGCCCUAUCCUGUGAAUCGUGUAAAGCCUUCUUCAGGAGGAAUGCCAUCAAAUAUAAGCAAAUAAGGUGUCAUUUUGGCGAUAAUUGUGUGAUUAAUGUCUUAACCCGAAAAUCUUGUCGUAAAUGUCGACUCGAGAAAUGUCUGGACGCGGGAAUGAAACAAGACUGGUUAAUUCCAAACUAUAAGCCAGCUAAGAAAAUGAGCAAAAGUCAUCAAAUAUAUCAAAAGUCUUAUAAAAUGGACACAACUAUUCAAAGUCCGAAUGCCUCGUCCAGUGAUAGGACAUCACCGGACAGUUCCCACUCGAGUGACACAACUCCUAAUAAUAGCAUUGAAAUGCUCGACAUUUUCGAUGCAUUUGAUACGGACUUCAAUGUCGAAGAAUUCAAUACAAUAUUGAAGGACAUCGAGGAAUGCAUUUCAGUUGAUAAUCCAAUAAUUAACCAUGAUAACAUACCAGUACUCAAUGAUAUUGACCCGGAUCACAUACCACAAGAACAUAUGGUUGAACACAUAGCUCGGCCUAUCUUUGACCCCAUGUUUUCACUGAAUGAGUUGGAGGGCAACCGUUUGGCACAACUACUAAAUGCCACAAAUUUUUUCGCCGAGCCCUCGGCACCGGUAGCCUAUAAGGCCAAAAACUUUGAGGAAUUGCGUCAAGUGUUGGUCUAUAGAGUGGACCAACAGGUGGUCCGAGCGAUGAAAAUGUUGAAAGUGUUGGGCUCUGCGAAAGGUGUGGUGGAGUCCGACAGAGAGACUCUCAUCAAACAGGGAGUACUCCAUCUGUUUUGCAUCCGAUCCGUGCCUUUCUAUGACUGCACUCAACACCAAUGGACUUAUAAUUUGGGGAACAACACGUCAGUCGUAAUCAGUUUGGAGUUAAUGCGAGACUUUCCGCAAAAUCUAUAUUUUAAUUACAAAAACUUUUUGAAUAAUAUAUGCAACGAAUGGGAAUCCGAUCCAUUGGUUCUCGAUUUGUUAACAGCGAUCACUCUGUAUAACCCAAAACGACCCGGACUCUUGUUCAAGGAGUUAGUUAGGCGAACGGCGCUCAAGAAUAAGGAGUUGACGUGUGAUCUCAAAAACCACUGCAAAAUCGAUGUCUACUCACGAAAGUGUUGUAUGAAGUGUCGGCUCAAGAAGUGCUUUGACGUCGGAAUGAGAAAAGACUUGAUUCUGUCGAGAGAUACAAAGACUGAGAGAAAACUGAAAAUAGAAAUCAAUAAAAAUUACCGCAAAGACAGUGACAGCGGAUCUAAUGACACAUCAGAUACGACAUCAUCGCCAGAGAGUGGCCACCAGUCGUACGAACCAAAAGACAGUACACUUGAAAUGCCUGACAAUUUCGAUGACUUAGACUUAGACCUCGAUAUCGACGAAAUCAAUACACAAAUCAUGGAAAUCGAGAAAUUGAUUGAAGAGGAAGACCACAGUAUUUACAAUAAGGCAGCGGAACAGGAGUUACCGCUACUGUCGAUCGCCCGACCCUUCACUACUAUAUACAGUUUUAAUGAGUUAGAGACCCAUAAACUGACCGAGCUAUUUAACGCCACAUCCUUUUUCAACGAGUCUACAGCGCCUACAUCUGUGGUCUCACAGGUGCUGACUGAUCGUGAGACGGGUCGCGCUUUUAUGAAUAAAUUUGAGCUACAGUUCCGACAAGUGAUCAAAAUGUCCAAAGCGUUGACCACAUUCAACAGUAUUAGCGAAUCGGACAGAUUCACCCUGAUUAAAGAAGUGGCACUGGACCUGUUCAGUCUACGUGUCGUUCCCUAUUAUGACCCCGUUAGUCGUUACUGGAGCUGUAUCAUGAAUAACGGGAGUACAGUUAUAUUGGAUUUGGGAUCAAAGUUGAACAAAAACUUUUAUUCGUUAAGACUGUUCCUGGACAAAAUCAGUACAGAAUUGGAAACCGAUACUAUUGUUUUAGACCUGUUAACGGCAAUAGUAUUGUUUAACCCGGAUAGGCCUAAACUUAAACACAAACAGUUUGUUAAAUUACAACAGAAUACUUAUAUGUAUUUACUUGAGCGCUAUUUAGCCGUCAGAUAUCAGUCGCAAACUGAAUCGACUUUAAAAUUCGUGAAACUUGUAAACUGUCUCAAGGAUUUAUAUGCUCAUAAUGCCAAGUUAAAAAUUAAUAUCAAGAAUAAAGACCCUGAUCAUGUGACACCACUCAUGAAGGAGAUAUUAGACAUUCAAGAGAAAAAGUUGGACAAUAAUGGCAAGAAUUUUGAUGCCCUGUCGUGUGAGUCGUGUAAAGCAUUCUUCAGACGUACGGCACUGAAAGAGACGGAGUUUAAGUGCGAAUUCAAUGACAACUGCAAAAUCGAUGUCUACACCAGAAGAUUCUGCAUUAAGUGUCGGCUCCAGAAGUGCCUCGACAUCGGCAUGAAAAAAGAAAUGAUUCUCACGAGUGAAGCAAAGAAAGUGAGAAAAAUGAAAAUAGAAAUGAAUAAAACGAAACGCAAAGUGAGUGAUAGCGGGGUAUCCAACACAUCAUCGGACACCCAAUCGGACAGCGGUUCCCAGUCGUGCGACACGAGUGACAAUCCGCUUAAAAUCCCCGACAAUUUAGACGAGUUGCUAGACUUAGACCUCGAUAUCGACGAAAUCAAUACACAAAUCAUGGAAAUCGAGAAAAUCAUUGGAGAGGACGAAGGAGUGGACGACGAGUCGUCCGAUGAUAUCGACGACUCGGUGUACGACCGGGCAGUGGAACUGGAGUUUACUCUACUGCCCAUCGCCCGACCCGUCGCUAAUACGUACAGUUUUAAUGAGUUGGAGACCAAUAAAUUGGCUGAACUUUUCAACGCCACCUCCUUUUUCAAAGAGUCGGCGCCUACAGCCAUGGUCUCGCAUAUCGAGUCUGACCAGCAAUUUGGCUCAGUUAUGACCAACUUAUUUGAGACACAGUUUAAGCGAGUGAUCCAAAUGUCCAAAUCGUUCACCACAUUCAACAAUGUGUACGUGUGGCUUAAGAAAUUUUUAAACAAAAUUGACAAAGAAUGGGAAACCGAUAUUAUUGUUUUGGACCUGCUAACAGCGAUAGUACUGUUUAAUCCGGAUCGACCCAAUCUUGAACACAAAGAGUUUGUUAAGCUACAGCAGAAUACUUAUAUGUAUUUACUUCAGCGCUAUUUAGCCGUCAGAUAUCAAUCGCAAACUGAAUCCACUUUGAAAUUCUUGAAACUUUUAAAUUGUCUCAAAGACUUGAAAGUUUUGAGUGAAAAUUUUAGACUCAGUAUGGAGCGUAAGGACCCUGAACAUGUGCCACCACUCAUGAGGGAAAUCUUAGAUGUAAAUGGGAAAAAGUCGGACAUUAAAUGUGACGGAUGUAUCGGCGCUACCGUCACCACCAAUAAUAUCAUUGUUUUCUGA
Oppiella nova is the source of this 4575-nucleotide messenger RNA. NCBI's taxonomy places the organism in Eukaryota, Metazoa, Arthropoda, Arachnida, Sarcoptiformes, Oppiidae. The record is from the annotation of a GenBank genome assembly.